This is a messenger RNA of Hyalella azteca, 1031 nucleotides long. Its product is annotated as zinc finger protein 394-like. Gene Ontology annotation, molecular function: RNA polymerase II cis-regulatory region sequence-specific DNA binding; DNA-binding transcription factor activity. The record is from RefSeq and is a predicted model, not a curated record. Gene Ontology annotation, biological process: regulation of transcription by RNA polymerase II. NCBI's taxonomy places the organism in Eukaryota, Metazoa, Arthropoda, Malacostraca, Amphipoda, Hyalellidae. The transcript is spliced from 5 exons. Bases 1 to 666 code for a protein of 221 amino acids.
AUGGAGGCGAUGCUGCCUGUUCCUGCAGGACUGCUGCCUGCUCCUGCCUCCUGCAGCCUCCUGCUCACCGCUUCCCCCUCCUGCAUCGCCCCCCUGCUGCUGCAGCUAUCACGCGCCCUCGCCCUCGCUGAAGCAGAGCUUCGCCAGAUUCAACAACGAGAGGCCGAGAAUGGAGAAAUUAGGGCAGAGCUGCGGGCCGAGGUGGAUCGCCUGCGCUCUGAACUUGCUGACAGAGAUCAGCAAAUCUCCCAGCGUGCCAUUCCUCGCAUCGUGGCCAUCGAGCACGUGGAAGAAGAGGCCCGUGACGAGGAGGCAGAACUCGAAAUCCCGUCUGCGUCGCCAUCGCUUCUGUUGCCCGGGUGUUCGUCCGAUCAUCGGCCUCGCACCCAGACUGCGUCGCCAUCGAUGCAGCCUGGAACCUCACGACGUGAGCGAUCUAGGAGCGGGAGAUCGCACAAGCGUUCUAGACCUAAUAAGAAAUUCAAGUGCGAGGAAUGUGGCCAAACAUUUGCAAGAAGGCAACAUCUAGAAGACCAUCAGAACACCCAUCAGGAGGAAAUGGGAUACGCGUGCCCAAUAUAUGGGUGCCAUUUCUCCUGCGACUAUAAAAGUAGUUACCACCGCCAUCUGCGGACCCAGCAUGCAAUUAGCCCAACUAGACAUUAGGUCGGUAAUGUUAAAAUUUAUUGUCUAAUUAACUCGUUAAUGUUUAUACGCUUAUGAGCGUAUAUUCAAAUUGCCUGUAUUCUCAGCUGCAAUGAACACUUACCGUAAAGCGAUGUCUCUAUUCACUUGAGACACAGAUACUCUUAACUCAAUAAAAAAUUGUAAUUGAUUCCAGAUCGUUCAUGUAACUACUUCUGUUUCUGGAUUGUGUUAUAAUCGAUCGAGUUAGAAUGAUUCUUAUCUUCAUUCUAUUAUAGAAUUAGUAAAUUCUUAUAUUGUUUGGCUUAUUUGUGAAUGGCUUCAGUACUACUCCUCCAGCUUUGGAGACGAUGUAUCUUUUCGGGCUGUCUUAAUUCCUUUAUUGC